This is a messenger RNA of Juglans regia (Persian walnut), 858 nucleotides long. Its product is annotated as short-chain dehydrogenase virD-like. Lineage: Eukaryota; Viridiplantae; Streptophyta; Magnoliopsida; Fagales; Juglandaceae. The coding region runs from base 16 to 858 and encodes 280 amino acids. Gene Ontology annotation, cellular component: endoplasmic reticulum. Gene Ontology annotation, molecular function: oxidoreductase activity. The transcript has a single exon. The record is from RefSeq and is a predicted model, not a curated record.
CAAGAAGAAGAACACAUGAUGGAUGACAAGAAGGUUGUUUUAGUCACUGGCUGUGCCAAAGGUGGCAUUGGUUACGAGUAUUGCAAGGCAUUUGCAGAGCAAAAUUGCCAUGUCUUUGGCUCCGACAUACCCCAACGCAUGCAGGACAUGUCAGACCUCUCAUCGGACAACAUCGAGACACUCGAGCUUGACGUCGCAUCUGAUGAAAGUGUAGCCUCAGCCGUGAACACUAUUUUAUCCAAGUGCGGACGCAUCGACAUUCUAAUCAACAAUGCUGGAAUCGGAAGCACCGGUCCUUUGGCUGAGCUUCCUCUUGAUACGAUUAGGAAAACUUGGGAAAUUAACACCUUGGGGCAGUUGAGAAUGGUGCAACAAGUCGUGCCUCACAUGGCUUUGCGACGCAGCGGGAGCAUUGUAAAUAUUGGGAGCGUCGUGGGAAAGAUACCAACUCCAUGGGCAGGAUCCUACUGUGCUAGCAAGGCAGCGGUGCACGCCAUGUCAAACACCUUGCGUGUGGAGUUAAGGCCAUUUGGCGUCAAUGUCGUGCUAGUACUGCCCGGGGCUGUGAGAUCAAACUUCGGAAGGGCUAACGUGCAGAAUUUGAAACAUAAUGAUUGGAAACUUUACAAGGACUUCAAGGAAGCCAUUGAAGAGAGAGCUAGGGCUUCACAGGUAGGUAAAGCCACAGAUGCUACAAUAUUUGCAAGGCAUGUGGUGAAGAAAGUUCUGGGUCCUAAACCACCAAAGCAAAUUGUAUUUGGGCACAUGACGGGUUUGUUUGCCAUCCUUUCAUGGUCUCCACUUUGGGUGAGAGAUCUCUUCUUUUCAACUCGUUUCAAUGUGAAAGCAAAGCUUUAA